Parastagonospora nodorum SN15 is the source of this 1959-nucleotide messenger RNA. RefSeq lists its product as hypothetical. The transcript is spliced from 3 exons. Gene Ontology annotation, molecular function: FAD binding. The record is from RefSeq and is a predicted model, not a curated record. NCBI's taxonomy places the organism in Eukaryota, Fungi, Ascomycota, Dothideomycetes, Pleosporales, Phaeosphaeriaceae. The coding region runs from base 1 to 1959 and encodes 652 amino acids.
AUGGCUCCGUCCAUAUGGAACAUCAUGAAGCGCUCAACAUCUACUAGCGAGUCUCAGUCGAAGCUACAGAAGAUGGCGCCAGGACUGGUCAAUGAUACCGACUCCCAGUCCCGCUCGGCUGGCAGCAGCUUGGAAGUGACGUCGCAGUUCUCAUACUCUAGGGGCAAUGACUACUCUACGUUCUUGAGCGAUGUCCUAGUAGUCGGUGCUGGACCGGCUGGUCUGAUGCUUGCUGACAAUCUCGUGCGCUUUGGCAUCAAGACGCGCAUCAUCGACGACCGACCCGAUCGUACCUCUACCGGCCGCGCUGAUGGCAUCCAACCAAAGACAAUCGAGACAUUGAAGCAGAUGCGCAUUGCUGAACCGCUGUUGCGUAAAGGCGUGCGUAUUUAUGAUAUUGCUUUCUGGAAAUCGACCCCGCAAGAACCGUUACAUCGUACUGGCCGUGAGAUUCACUAUCCGCCGGUGGUAGAUCUGCUCGACCCAUACAUUCUCCUGGUACAUCAAGGCAUGGUCGAGGCGAUAUUCGAAGAUGACCUGAGGGAGCGUGGCACCACCGUCUCACGAAACACGGCCUUCGUAGACUUGGAAUACACCCCCAUGGCUAUCCGACCAUUGACGGUCAAUUGCCAGCAGGAUGUAAACCACUCGAAGAAAAGCUUCUAUACUCGAUACGUUGUAGGCUGUGACGGUGCACAUUCCAAGGUGCGAAAGUGCAUACCCGGAGCAACGCCUAUAGGCGCAUCGUCAGAUGCAGUAUGGGGCGUUUUAGACGGUGUUCUUGAUACAGACUUCCCCGAUAUCUGGAGCAAGGUCGUCAUACAAUCGGAGACUCUCGGCUCAGUGCUGAUGAUACCUCGUGAGAGAGGUGGAGAGCAGACCACGCAAGAAUUUGUACAGCAACGGGCACAAGCAAUCAUGCGACCAUAUCGGCUGAACUGGAAGAAUGUUGAGUGGUUUGGUCGGUAUAAAAUUGGUCAAAGAGUGGCGGCACGCUUCACCGACUCCGGGCAACUCGUCUUCAUCGCUGGCGAUGCUAGCCAUACUCAUAGCCCCAAGGCUGCCCAAGGAAUGAACACAUCAAUGCAUGACGCAUACAACCUUGCCUGGAAGCUGAACUUUGCUACACGAGGACUCGCCAAGCCUAGUUUGCUCGAAAGUUACGAGGAAGAACGGAAGAAGAUUGCACAGGACCUCAUCGACUUCGAUUACGAGCAUGCAAAUGCCUUCCACGAUGGAGACCCCGCUGCGCUUGCGGCAAACUUUGCAAAGAAUGUUGCAUUUAUCUCAGGCUACGGUGUGAGUUACCAGCCCAACGUGCUCAAUGUUAAAUCCAAGGGCUAUACUCGCGGUCAUCUCACGCCAGGCUUCUUACUUCCACCCGCCAAGGUAACUCGUUACAUCGACGCAAACCCAGUCGACAUACAGACUGACAUUCCCGCGCUUGGACAAUUCCGCAUCUACUUCUUCGCCCACAAUGUACAUACCGCGAUGCCAUUCCUCGACGUUGUAUGCCAUGCCCACACAGGCACUUCAUCAUAUGUCGGUCGCAUAAGUGCUGCUGGCAAUGCUUCAUACACCACCCAGCCCCCGCUGGCCGCACCUCACGAUCAAUUUGUCAUACCCGAGCGAUAUACACCGGUCAGUGGAGUCUUCACAUACGCUUUGGUGACCGAUAUGGACCGCAACAAUAUCGAGAUCAAAGACCUCCCGGCAGUUUUGCGCGAAAGCGCAUUCACAUUCUACCUCGACGAUGUACCCGAGCAAGACACCCGCAAGCAGAAGGUCAUGGACAAGUGGCUUGACGGCUUGGAUGAGAAUGAGGUUGUGGUGUUGAGUGUGCGUCCGGACGGUUAUGUUGGAACGGUGAGGCGCUUUACGGAUGGUAGUAAAGAAAGUGGACAAGUCGCAGUACAGUGGCUGGAUGAGUAUUAUGAACAAUUUAUGCGGGAUACAUAG